Messenger RNA from Psylliodes chrysocephalus, 2761 nucleotides. NCBI's taxonomy places the organism in Eukaryota, Metazoa, Arthropoda, Insecta, Coleoptera, Chrysomelidae. The record is from the annotation of a GenBank genome assembly.
ACCAAACGACACUCUCAGAAUUUUAUCGAUCCGCUCGAAUUGUUUACAUUCAAAUUAAAAUCAAUAUAUUUCUGUCCACGAUGAUUCUAUCCAUGAAUUACUUAUAGUAAUCAAUCUAGUGUCAUCCUGUAAUCUAUAACGUAACAUUCUCGGGAUGUCCUUGUUUAAAACGCGAGAGUUUUGGACAACUCAAAGCGAAGAUGUCGAAUACUUCGAUCAGAAUUCCAUGAUCACCACCUCUUUGAACGGUGAUAGUAACUACGUGAUAACAGGAAGCCAGAGCGGGGUUUUGAGAAUUUUUAAGCCCUCAUGCGAGAUAGUCGACAAUGACAUUAAUGGGUUCCUUCCAACGGAUUUGGUAGUCGAGAAGGUUUUCGAUCAACCUAUUUUACAGAUCGGAUGCGGCAGGCUUGUAUCGGGAUCUCUGGUCUAUCAAACUGCUAUACUAAAUCCUAGAUAUCUCUCUAUAUAUUUAUUGAAAAUUAAAGAAAGCUCCGUUGAACAUAUUACUCAAACUACAUUUGAAGUCAUAUAUGACCACCACCUUCAAAGAUCGGCAGCUAAUUUUACUAUAGGCCAAUUCGGUGGUUCCCAAAACAGAGAUUUCAUUUGCGUACAAUUUCUAGAUGGGAUGUUGAGUUUUUACGAGCAAGAAAAUCUGACGUUUUCUUGCUUCCUGUCUGAUUUUCUGCUUCCCAGUCCUAUGACCUACGUCAAAAAAACGGACAGUUUUAUUACAGGGAAUGGAAAUUGGGCGAUAGUAUCUUACAAGUACAACACCCUUUCUGAAUCAGGAGACCAAAAAGAUGUUAAAUCGAAUUUAUCAAAUAAGGCGAUACCUGUGUGGACCUACAAUCUGGGUGAAAGUAUCAUUGACAUACGUGUAGUAGAAGACGAUGUAAAUAAACUGAAUUACAUCAUGAUUCUCGGUGAAAAAAAUUUGUACUGUUUAUUUGACUCUGGAAGACUGAAUUUUAUGAAAAAAUUAGAAUAUUCUCCUGUUUGCUUUGAAGUUUAUUUAAUAAAUGAAAAAUUUUUCUCUUUGGUGGUAUCAGAAACCACCAACCUCUUGGUAUACGAAACGACGACUCUAAAAUGGUCUGCCAAACUUCAAUUCUUACCUAUCAGUAUCAGAAGAGCCUUCUUUAAAAAUGUAAAAGGAGUUCUAGUUUUUUUAUCAGAAGAAGGUCGAUUGGAAUGUUCGUAUUUGGGAACGGAACCAAAUUUAUUUGUCGCACCACCAUUGAUCGAAAGAGAACUGGAUUUAGAAAAAGUCGAAGACGAAUUAUCUAAUUUAAAUAAAAUGAUUAAAGAUACUUACGGAAAUGAUUUGAAACUCACCAACAAAAACGCAGAUAAGGAAAUCAACAUAAAAAUCAACGUAGACAAAAAUUUAGAACCUUGUAUCUUCGAAACAAAUUUAAAAGACGUUCCAAACCUUCAAAUGUGCACUGUCAAUAUAGAAGUGAUACCUCAAAUGGCUUUCGACGAAGUCCAAAUAAGUUUAGCCGUAUCAAAACCUUUAAAAGUAGAACCUAGUACGCAAUUUUUUAUAAACCCAGAUGAACUGAUGGCUGUUAAAUGUCACGUUUACUUGUCUGACGAUAUGAACGUGCCAAGUUUGUUUCUAAACGUCGUUGUUACAGUAAUAUCGUCCUUGGGGGUUCCCAGAAACUUUAAUAAAGCAGCCAUGUUGCCUUUAAGUUUGGUGGCUGAAGUUUGUCCUGCGCAUAAAGAGGGUGAUCAUAAAGUAACUUUGAAUAUUAAUCAGAAUAUGGUGCCUUUGCUCAAUUUAUUUCCAGAAUUUGCAGAAGACACCAAGUCCACCAGCUCUAUAGCGUUCAAAAGUUUAUCAACCAACGCGCAACCUGUGACAAUCCUUCUUGCUAAAUCCUCCGAGAGGUACAGGAUUCAAACAUCCUCAUUUACAUCCUUGAGUUUCGUGAUAGAACAGUUAAUUCAUCGCUUGACGAAGCAUCAUUCGAAUAUAGACGAAUUUAAAAUGCUUUUCAAUUCUUCAUUACCUUCUAACGAAGUCAUUGCCUACGUUAAAAACCAUUUUACUAAAAGACGAGAAGUUUUUGAAUUAGAGGAUUUCCUCGACCAACUGAGUGCCCAGUUCAGAACAAUCCAAAAACGGUUGAUAUCGAAAUUCAAAGUGAAAAACCCGACACCUCUUACUAAUUUAGAAAUUCUAAUCAAGGAUACUUACACGGAAAUAUUGAAAACAGUUUUGAAAUUACAAGAAGCCAAUGGGGAAUUAUUCAAGGCCCAGACGGAACUGACUUGCGCAUUGAAUUUGAUAGGAAACUUGAUCAAAAUUAUGAAUAUCGAUGAUAAGUUGAAAGAAAUUUUAUUGUCCGUUUUUUGCCCUAGUGUCGAAGAUUUGGAUUCACAGAAUUGGGAAGAUGUUAUGGACUCUACAUUAUGCUAUCUAUUAAGAACAUAUUUAGCAAAAUCUGAAAAAGAUAAAUUAAGAAUAUCACAAACGAACGUUGAAAAAGUUACAGAUAUUUCGAAAAUGGAAAAACACCUUGUACAAGUCUUGGAACGUAUAUCGAAAACAGAAAAUAUAUCUUUAGAACAAAUAGAAGACGGCAUUGAAGAAGAGCAACCAAAUCCGGAAUUGGAAAAAGAAGAAGUGAAACCACUAGGAAGCCAAUUUGGAGAGGCCAGUAUGCGAAUACUUUCAGCUAGAAGAAGCUUGUCCCGAAGACGGCACAAAAAAGACGAACAAUAAGAAUAAUGUUAGGCCUUAGAG